AUGGCGUACAACUCGAGGACGACGCAGUACCGGGGCGGGCAGCAGCAGCACCGCCAGCAAAAGAAGGAGAACGAGACAGACGCCUUCUUGCGCCUGCCGGAUAAGGUCAUUGCGGGAUGUAUCAAUGAUAUCGGCAUUCCCUUCACUAUGGCGGACUUGCUCAAACCCAACCCGCAGCAGGUCCAGAUGGUGUUUGAGUGGUUCGCAGAGCUGUUCAUGAACACGACACGAGAGACCGUGGAGCCGGCCAUGCUCGCAGCAGCAGAAGACAUUGCAGGAGACCAGGCAGACAUCUUUCCGCCAGAUACGCGCAAUCUAAUGGGCUUCCUCGUCUCGUUGCGAAAACUGAUGCUCCAGUGCGGAGUUCAUGACUUUACGUUUACCGACAUCACCAGGCCGACGUACGACCGGAUCGCGAAGAUAUUCUCCUAUCUGAUAAACUUUGUCCGGUUUCGAGAGUCGCAGACUUCGGCGAUCGAUUCGCACUUCAACAAAUCAGAGGACACCAAGAUGCGCAUUGAAGCGCUUUACGCCGAAAACCAAGAGUUGGAGCAGCGGCUGGAAGAUAUGAAGAGACAGCAGAAGGAAAUGGACGGGGUGGUGCGGGAAAAGACGAGCCGGAACGACGAGCUGAAGACCCGGCUGCUGGAGUUGAGGCGGAAUCAGGAACGGGUGGCAGAGUCGUUUGAGAGAGUAAAAGGCGAAAAGGCAAAGAAGCAGACGCUGCUAGAAGAAAAGACAGAAAAGCUGCUGAAGAGUCGCCAGGAGUGCGAAAAGCUACGGCCCUAUGUCUCCCAGAGCCCCGAAAGCCUACAGUCAGCCCUCACGGAACUGUCCGACAAUCUCGCUCAUGAUAAAAACCAAGUAGACGGCAUGGAGAGGAGAAUGCGUGCCCUGCAGACAUCGAUGAACACCUUUACCGUUGUCAAUAAUGAAGUCCAGAGCUCCAUCAAGUUGCUAGAAGAUAUAUUGGUAGAGCUACAAAAAGAGGACGACCAGGAAUCCAAGGGCAUCAAGAACAGGGAGGCCCUCGCCGAGAGAGGGAACACUGUCAGAGAGGUCGCGCACACCGAGAAGCUGCUCCAGUCGCAGCUGGCGCGCUGGCAGGAACGCAUAGAGGCCCUGCGGAAGAGCAGCAGGGAGAAGGCUGAGCAGGCGCAGGCUCGCAUGGAAGAGCUGCACUCGGUGCAGAAGCAGCUGCGCGAAGAACGGGCAGAGAAGCAGCGUGAGAUGGAGCGUAGGCGCAUCCGCAUUGAACAGACCGAGAAGAAGAUGGCGGAUUUGAAAGAGACGAUCGAAGAUGAGAUUCAUCGUGCGCAUGAUGAAUACCUGAAGAUGGAGUCUCAUAUCAAGCUCUACACAACCGAGAUAGAGAAGUGUCUCUAG
Molecule: messenger RNA, 1386 nt
Organism: Nannizzia gypsea CBS 118893
Lineage: Eukaryota; Fungi; Ascomycota; Eurotiomycetes; Onygenales; Arthrodermataceae
Product: kinetochore protein nuf2
Exons: 4
Coding region: 1-1386 (461 amino acids)
Biological process (GO): attachment of mitotic spindle microtubules to kinetochore; mitotic spindle organization; meiotic chromosome segregation
Cellular component (GO): Ndc80 complex; kinetochore
Molecular function (GO): protein-containing complex binding
Source: RefSeq, a predicted model, not a curated record